Limanda limanda (common dab) is the source of this 5291-nucleotide messenger RNA. It is a transcript of the gene bik, whose product is annotated as BCL2 interacting killer. Lineage: Eukaryota; Metazoa; Chordata; Actinopteri; Pleuronectiformes; Pleuronectidae. The coding region runs from base 4318 to 4797 and encodes 159 amino acids. The transcript is spliced from 9 exons. The record is from RefSeq and is a predicted model, not a curated record.
CUCAUUUCCAGGUGGCGGCGGCGGGGCGAAUGCCUGCACUCCCCUUGGAGCCCUUUGACCCCAGCGACUGACCCGAGCGGCUCCGCAGGUCGCGCUCAGCAUUCUCGCUCUGUGCCUGCUCCUCGUCGUACCUGGUGCCACCGAGAAGGAGUUCGUCAGUGGAGUGAUGCAGUACAGAAACACCUUUGAGCAAGUUCCUGUUGCCACCUUUGUUUGCCGUUACAUGGGGAACAAGAGGCUUAACACUAACAAUACCCUCCUGGUGGUGCUGGACAACAAUGUUAGAGUAAAACGUUCCUUCCAACCGGAUUUGAACCAGCGACCUAAGGAUACCUGGUAUUUUCCACUACAGUCCUCCGCUCUACCAACUGAGCUAUCGAAGGUUGCAAAAUAGAGGACUUGGUAGUUGCCCAGGGCCUCCCGGGGUGGGCUGCGGUUCCAGCGGCAGUCUGGGAUUUCCCCGUUGGGCGUGACGAUGUUGAGGGUGUCGUUGAUGAGGUUGUACUUCAAGAUGCGGUCAUUGGCUGUGCUGGAAGUGAGCGAGGGAGAUGCAUUGACCUGAGGAGUACACAGAAACAGAAAGAACAUUGUGUGUUUGAAGAUAAGGUGUUUUGCUUCUAAAUACAGUAGAAUUACUGCCCUGUCGUUGCUUGCCUACGCCAACCAGUAAAGGCAGCAUACUUCUUUUUUUUUGCCAGACUCCCAAGAGGUCACUGUGACCUUUGUGAAGAAAUUCUCUCAUGGCAAACUUGAAAUAUCAUAUUCAAGAGUUCUUAUCAGGCAGGAAAUGUAGCUGCAACUGUGCUACAACGCACAUGGAUGAAUUAUUCUCAAAACAUACACACACUUACUUCCUUGAGUACACACACAAAGACUUCUUUGCUCGCUCUGUUGAUACACACAUACCUUCGCAACUAUUGUAAGGUCAACCAGAAACAGAGCAAGUAGCAAGACUAAUGACUGACAGGGAGUGCUCCUGACAAGGUCUGUGGCACAUAUUUGAUCAGUCUGUCGCUGUGGAGCGUCCAUGCCCUAAAACCAACUGGGUGUCGACCAAAAUAGAUCAGAUCAGUGUCUGUGAACAGAAAUAGUUGAGACCUAGCCUGGAAACCCAGCAACUUCAUUGUGCAGCUGUCAGGAGCAAGUGCAGUAAAAAGAUGACAACUUCUCAACAAGCAAUAUAUUCAGUAAAAGAAACCUGAGAAACAAUGACAAAUGCCUCCUAUUUUAAGGAAAACACCAGCCAGCGAUUAGCCUGCACCAGCCUGUAUCACUUGGUUCACACACUGCAUUUGUUGCAAUGUUUUACAACGAGGAUAAUCAGACUAGAAUGGGUUAAAGAAACGCCCUCAGCACACAAUUAAAGACACAGAGGCACACAUCCAAACAGACACAAAGAUCACCCUUAAGGCCAUUUAAAAUUGCUCAACCCAAAGUGGAGUCACUGUGUUAGCAUGUUAAGUAUCAUGGGCUUGGUGAAAAUAUGUAACUGUUGCCUUCAGGAACUGAGCAAAAACAUGUUUUUAUGGAGCAGAGUUUAAUAUUUACUCAAUUAAACCCUUUUUUAUUGAGUUUGUAGGUGUGUGUAUUUGCAUAAUGAACUCCUCCUUAAAUGACUCACCUCAAUAAGCCACGGCUUCAGCUUGUCAUCGAUAAUGAUGUCAUAGCCGUAACAUUCAAAACAGUGCUUGUCGUUGUUCAUCACGGGCUGAGAGAAAUAAGAGAGGGAGACCAAUUUAGAGCAAGGAAGUAAACAACUAGCGAUUGUGAUACAUCACCAGUGGACGUAACUAUUAGCGCACAGCAGCCUGAGUAUAGAGGCCUGAGAGAGAGAAAGUGGAAUAAAUCACUUUGAAGGAGACGUGUGUGUGAAGCUGAGCGCAGUAAUGGGCUAAAAAACUAAAAAGAGAUCAUAUCAAAGAAGUUAGAACCAUUUAAUAAUCAGAAAUUCAAUUUUUGAGACAUUUCUAACCCACUAUUCCAACGUUAAAAUCUGUUCGUGCCUAACUUUACUUAAAGGUUCAGUCUGUAGAAUUUAGUGACAUCUAGUGGUGAAGUUGCAAGUUGCAGCUUAAAACCCCUCCCCUCACCCUCCCCUUCCAAACAUGAUGGAGAACCUGUGGAAACCUUCAGUUGUCAUAAAAACUCAAAAGGUGUUUAGUUUGUCCAGUCUAGGCUACUGUAGAAAACAUGGCGGCCUCCGUAGAGAGGAUCCUCUUCCCAUGUAAAUAUAAAUGGUCCAUUCGUGGGUAAGGAAAAAUGCAAUUUGUAAAAUUUAGAUGAAACACACUGGUAAAAACAUCACUAGGAUUAUUUUAUAUUCAAUUUCUGCCAAUAGAUCCCUUCCACCUGAAUCUUACACACUGCACCUUUAAGUGUGUCGCAGUGUUGGACAAUAUGUUUCACAAUACAGUUAAAAAGUCACUCCAAAUCCAUAUCAGCUGGGCUCUUCUUCCUAUAAAGUCAGCCAGUGUGUGUGAGAGAAACUGUCACAUGAGUAAAAAGGGAAAUUCUACAUCAUGUCUACUCACGGCCACAGCUUUCAGCGACUGCACCACAAUCCAGUGGAUCUGGUCAAAGAGUCUGCUCGUCACCUCCUUUCCUCGGGUGCUCUCCAGGUACAGACGUAGGUUGCUGACCGUCCACUUGCCUCCGUGAACGUGGUUGUAGUCAUCCUGCAUCAGAGGCACACAGUCUAAAUAUGUGUUGGAAUAUCUUGUCACCUGGAAUUCAUUGGUGUCUUUGGAUCUUUUCAGAAAACGCUACAUCAUACACGUUUUAUCUUACAGGAGCAAUCCACCAAUUUUACACAUCAAAACAGUUGAAUAUUAUCUUCAUUAGCUCUGAGGUGAGGUCUCCUGUAGGAAGCUUCUGCAUCUGUUGCAUGUUGAGACCCAUUUAAAAUCCAAUAAAACCUUUUACUUGUACCAAACAGUUAUUAAAACAGGACCAGACAUGUUACAGACUUACCCCGUGUUUCUGUAUGGCCACAUUAGUGAGGUGGACAAACAUGUUGUCCAGUUCACUCGUACUGGGCGUGUACUUCACUGUGCAGAACCGACAGAAGCCCAGAUUGUAACUGAAAGAGUGAAAUCAACAACUUUGAUGUCAUUUUAAAAUAAAACCACAAAAACCUAGUGAGAAAACGUGUAAUGUUUCAACUACAGCUGAAUAGAAAACAGUCUGAAACAUGCUGCAGUAGACAUAGUGUAAGAUUAUUGAAGGAUGCUCGUAGCCAGGUCUUACAUGUAGCAUUUCAGAGGCCGAUAGGUCGUCACCAAGACGUAGAGACGCAGGUCAAACUUUUUCCCUCCUAUCAGCAGAGGAUUAUCAAUGUACAGGGAGAUCACAUACGCUUCCUUACCACUAGCAGCUGCUACAAACCUGCGGCAAACAGCAAGACACCCAGCGUCAGCAAAAACAACAACCUCUGACCAAGCUGAUGCUUUACAAGAAUGAUCAUGAGCAGUGUCUGAUGAUUACCUGGAAAUCCAAUGCUAAAACAGUAGAUUAUACAGGUGUUGAUGAGCAUUUCAUUUAAAAAGUUGAAACUAGAGCGAAAACAUGAUGAUUUGUGAUAGUUUUACCAUUAAAUAGAAAGAAAAAAAUUAGAAAAUACAAAACAAAAUGCAUGUAGUGGCUGUAGCCUCGCAUGAUGGUGUGAUGUCUCUGUUAACUCACGUGGAGGUGCGGCUGUCUCUGGACCACUUCUUUAUCUGGGACAGUUUGUUAAUGAGGAAGAUGCCUUUGCCCUGGGCCUUCCCGCAGGGCUUCAUGAUCCAGGUGCUGGACGGAUUCUUUCGAUACUCCUCCACAAACAAAUUGUAAUCGGCCGGGAGCAUGAACGUCACGGGCACGAAAUCUACCCAUAACACAGGUGAACAUAAUCAGCUUUGUCACAUUUCGAUGAUUUGUGUGUCUGUGAGGGAAAAGAGAAGAGAGGAAGAUAAAUAUGGAUUUUUAGAUACCGAGAUAAAUGUAUUUUCCAUUCUCGUCCUUCUCCGCCAGCGGGCUGCUUUCUUUCUCCAGGUCCUUCCGGUAGCGUUUGAUGUUCUUGAUCAUCAGGUCCUUCCUGGUCAGCUCAUAGUGGUUGGGGAAGUGGUUAACCAUCUGUUCGUCUGACAGGCGGUAGCCGGUGUCCACACUGAACACAUUCCUGAUGGUCUGGAUGCUCAUCCUGCACAUGGGCACAAAUACAUCUGCAGUAUAUGCAGGUAAAGGCGUGGCCAGGCUCAUUCGUGGCAGUUAACCGAGAGCAACGAGAUUAAAGGACGCUGCUGGCGGCGUCGACUUUAAUCUACUCAGAAGAAAACAAACAUGGUGAAACAAAGCAGACAGCCCAGUCCAGUCGUCCCGCUCCAGGCUGGACCUGGUGAGGGGGACACUGGCGGCCUGUUGGACGUUAACCUCAGAAUCGGUGACGGGACAUCUCGUGCCUUCGCCCGCCAACUGGCUGCCAUCGGGGACCAGAUGGACCGGGAGUGGACCAGCAGGCGGCGAAACCGGCUCCCACCUCCUCUACGCAUGCUGAGACCUGCUCAGGUGCUGACCAGGACCGUGUAUCGGGAUUUCCACAACCAGUUAUGGGGCUUCCACGGCCUCUCUGCUGCAGUGAAGGCCUGGAUACUGAGCACUGCGCCUGGGCAGGGUCUCUUCAGAGCUGAGGCCUGGACAACCUGGGUUUCCAGUUUUAAACCAAUAACCAGCAUUGAUUGGACCAGAGGAGCCCUGGUGACUGUGGCACUGGUGGCUGCAGUGACCCUCCUCGGUGCCUUAUGGAUGGAGUGGAAAGAUUAAAGAGCCAUAAUAAUAAUGACUUUUCCAACAUUAUUAUAUUUGACAAGAAAAAAAAGUUUGCAGGCGAGUGAUAAUUAUUGCUAACUGAUGUGUUUCUGGUGUUUACUUUGAGGUUUUCUUUUUGUACUAUUUUAACGAGCGGUAUUGGCGUUGACGCGGCGACUGUGGGCAGCUUACUGGGAAAUGUACCAGUGAAAAUAAAUAUCCCAACGCAGGUGGAUUUCAAUCAGUUUUAUAGCAUUAGCCAAGGAGUUGGCCAGUUUCAUGUAGCACUGAAAUGUUGUUUUUAAGGUCACACACACGUUUCCAUGACUGUUGCUGGCCUGCAGUCUUUUGUAUCCACAUUAGUUUCUUACUGGUUUAAGAGGCCCAGAAAAGUUUUUUACGGAUGAUAUGAACCCUGGCUUAAUAUAAAAUGACGGGAGCUGGACUUUCUGUUGCAGAUUUUUGAAACUGCUUUUCUUAUAAUGCUAAUAAAAAACAUAAAGACAAAA